Paramacrobiotus metropolitanus is the source of this 1277-nucleotide messenger RNA. RefSeq lists its product as uncharacterized. The coding region runs from base 377 to 1012 and encodes 211 amino acids. NCBI's taxonomy places the organism in Eukaryota, Metazoa, Tardigrada, Eutardigrada, Parachela, Macrobiotidae. The transcript has a single exon. The record is from RefSeq and is a predicted model, not a curated record.
GUCGCAGCAGGUUUUUACAAGCUGUUUCUUACGAUUUGUUAUUCUAGUAAUCUAAUUAAAAUUGUUGGUAAAAUCGCAAUAUACGGAUAUGGCCAGAUUUGGAUAAAAUGGGCUGAUCCUUUAUGUUUCCUACUCAGAAUUUUUUUUGUUUAUGGUAACUUUCGAAGUUCUUGUUAUCUUGUAGAAUCUUAUCAUUCUUAUGAGCACUAGUGAUAAAAUAAUAUAAAAUAUUAACCACGAUUUUUUUAUGUCAAAGGGGAGCCUGAAAAGUGAAGCGUGAGUUUUCUUACCUCUCAUUCACUACUCACUAGUCAGUAUUCUACACUCAGUCUACAGCUUAUUUCAUUGGUUCGUCUUGCGUUUUCUGCUUCACGCCAUGGCAAAUCUUCCUGUCGAUAUUGGGAUAACGGAAAUUCGUGAUAUCUUCAACUUGUUGGAACGAGAAGCGAUGCAGAACGAGCGGAAACUAAUGGAGACAGCCAAGGCGUUGACUGAAGAAGAAGAGACCCUUGACGCACUCUUUGUCAGAUUCGACGAUCUCAACGAGGACUACAAGCGAACACUGUUCCUGAGCGAAUCAACCAAUAGCACUAUCAGAAGCCUGCGCCAGAGGAAAGAAGAAAUGAACAACCAGAUCUCCGAUGCCGAGUGCCAGUUGCCCAUUCUGAGCGAGACCGUCUCGCCACCGUCCUUGCCGCGGGAUAAGUUCUCCAAUCCCGAGGGAAUCUUUCAGAACCUGGAGCUUUUAUGUCAAAAGCAUGCAUUCUUAAUGGACCGCUACCGGAGAAUUCUAGAGCAUUCCGAUCCGCAGUGGGCGGUUCAGUUGGGUGAAGAGCGCACGCCAAGUUCCGAGAGCUCUACUGAGAAAGCGCAUCGGAAGCUUCGCCGUCAGCCUGUUGAUCCGUUAUUUUUGAAGAUCUCCGAGGGGAAGGUUAUGUUGGAGGAAUUGUCCUACGAGCUGGAUCAAGCUAUUAGCAAGGUAAAGAGUUCCCCGUCUAGUAAGCAGCAUUGAAGUGGUGGACGAAUCCGCUGCUCUCUAAGUGGUUAUCGUCUGUGGAAAUCUGUUUGCUUGACUUUGGGUAACACUUGACACAAGAUAUUACGAAAGAAAUGAAAAUCAGUUAGAUUUGCGAGUGUUUUUACUUUUCGCGAUGUUUGUCUGGAUCUUAUUGCUUCUGUUAUAUUAAAACUUGUAAUAACUGGAAAACAGAAAAUGCUUGUGCAAUGGGGCCGUAAAUUAUGGCGAAGGGCAGCCGUUACCUACCAAGAAAUACCAA